Chenopodium quinoa (quinoa) is the source of this 860-nucleotide messenger RNA. RefSeq lists its product as uncharacterized. The transcript is spliced from 2 exons. Bases 211 to 672 code for a protein of 153 amino acids. The record is from RefSeq and is a predicted model, not a curated record. Lineage: Eukaryota; Viridiplantae; Streptophyta; Magnoliopsida; Caryophyllales; Amaranthaceae.
CAAAUUCUCUCAUAGUCCCAACUGCCCAAAGUGCCAAAGUCACUGAAAAUCUUGAGAAGAGGUCAACAAAAGAAAAGUGCACACAAAGUGAAACAAGAAAACCUCUUAAAAACAAACUGGUUGAACUCCAUCAAAGCAAUACCAGAAGCAGGAUUCAACCCCAAAAAUCAGGAUAAUUUGGUCUUCCAAAAUUCAAUAACACCGAUAAAAAUGGAGAAAGAAUCCAUUUUUGGUCAUAAUCUCAAACUUUCUGUUACUACUUUUACUCUCUUUUUAUUGCUACUGGUAUUGACUCCUAGUGCCAUUGCUUGGACUGGUGAAAUUAAAGGCAGAGUUGUUUGUGAUGUUUGUGGGGAUUCUUCAAUUGGCCCUGAAGAUCAUGUUCUUCAAGGGGCUGAGGUGGCUGUCCUGUGCAUAACUAAAUCUGGGGAGGUUGUGAACUAUCAGGCGUUCACUGAUUCCAAAGGAGUAUAUACAGUUGCAGAAACAAUGUCUGAAAGUGAACGCUGGGAUGCAUGCCUAGCACGGCCAAUCAGUAGUUUUCAUGAGCGGUGUAAUCAUCUUGGGGAUGGCAGCUCUGGAGUCAAGUUCACUUAUAAGCGUCCUUCUGGUUAUUCCUACACUCUUAAGCCGUUUGUUUACCAGUUUGCUAAUACCCCAAUGUACUGCUAAGUUAACAUGCUACAUAAUGGUGUGUAAUAAUCUGUAUGCAAUGCAUACAUUGAAGAUAAAUAGACAAAUUGCUGCUUAACUUAUUAUUCCGUUUUCUCUGUGUGAAUAUAUAUAUGUAUUUUUUUUUUUUUUUUUUGUUUAGACAGCCUGUGUGAGUAUAAUGAAUCGUUGCUACAGUUAAGGCUAAA